Messenger RNA from Manihot esculenta (cassava), 1523 nucleotides. RefSeq lists its product as uncharacterized. NCBI's taxonomy places the organism in Eukaryota, Viridiplantae, Streptophyta, Magnoliopsida, Malpighiales, Euphorbiaceae. Bases 1 to 1428 code for a protein of 475 amino acids. The transcript has 5 exons. The record is from RefSeq and is a predicted model, not a curated record.
AUGGAUGAGGAAUGGACACCUUUUCGCCUCGCAGAACUUUAUGAACAAAUCGCUGCUGCGAAAAGUUUUGUUAUAGACCAAACUGCACAAGCUCUUGAAGCACAACAACUCCAACAAAUACAUGCAUGUGAAGGAUUCUAUGAACCAUCAAGAUAUGCAAUGCCUCAAGUUCUCAGAACUAAUCUUCAUAAGACGUUGGAGACUUUGCAAAAUGUCCAACAAGAAGCAGAUCGAAUAGCCGCCAAAAUGAGAGCAGACAUGGUAAGAAAAGAGGAAGAGCUCCAAGAUGGUGAGACAGAUGAUGAAAGUUGGCAAGUACAAGAACAAGCCUCUGAAGAAAUACAACCAGAAUACUGUUCUGUUCCUGGAUCGAGUGCUAGUCGAUCUGCAUUGGGCAUGGGAGAUCACUCGUAUACAUCCUCAUCAUAUGCUACUAGGACCUACUGUUAUGUGCAUGCAAGCGGAAAUCUUAUGCCUUCUGAGAAGACAUCUGGUAUCUGCACAAAGAUUUUUCAAAAGUACAAUGUCGAGGAGGGUUCUUCCUGGAAGAAUAUCCCACAAUCCACAAAAGAUUUUUAUUUCAGAGAGUUUGAGAAAGAAUUUCACUGGGAUGAGGGAAGUGCUGCAAUAGUGAGGAAGGCAUGGAAUAAAAAAGCAGCUACCCGAUACAAAGACUUUCUGACAAAUGAAAAGAAGAAAAAAAAGAGGAGUGCUUAUAUAUCAAUUGAAGUUUGUGAUAAAUGGAAUUUAGAUUGGAGUACUCCAGAGUAUGUAGCAAAGUCAAUGAAGUACUCAAAGAACCGCUUAACAGAGAAGGGAGGUGAAGGAGCUGGUCCUUCUACACAUACAGGUGGGUCCAUAACACAUGAGGAGCAUGCUAGACGCAUACAAAAUGCUAACACAGACAAAGUUCCUCCAACAGCAGCUGAGUUGUUUCUCCACACCCAUACAAAGAAGAGUGAUCGCAACAAAUUUGUUGAUAAACGAGCUGAAAUUGUUUAUGAAAAUUAUUUGAAGCUAAAAGAACAACAUUCAAGCCAGAAUAUGGGAUCAGAUCAUGUGGAAGGAGAUGGAGGAACUAUUAAUGAGGAUCAAUUGUUCAUUACUGCAGCAGGAGGAUGGCAAGGAAGUCGAGUUUAUGGUUUAGGUAGUGCUGCCUCUUUUGCCUUCUCUCAAAUAGGAACUGUGGGAAAAACAACAAAUGUUCCAUCAUCCCAAUCACCAGAAUGGAAGAAGGAAAUUGAAGCAAAGUUUGAAGAGAAGUAUAAUAGUUUGCAGAAACUUGUACUAGACCAAAAUCAGAUAAUAGCUCAAAUGCGUGAUGAACUACAGGCAAGGAGGAUGGGACAACAGUCUUCCUCAUUGAUGCCAUCAACAUCUGAUAUGCCUCCAGCUCAAAGAUCCCCUGGUGAUUCACAUAUAGAUUAGCAUGAUAUCAUUUCUCACUGACUUUAAUAAUAUAUUUUAUGAUAUGAAUUUGAUACUAUUUGGAUUAAUUAUGUAUUUUGAGAUAUUUUAAGUUU